This is a messenger RNA of Vespa crabro (European hornet), 963 nucleotides long. Its product is annotated as geminin-like. The coding region runs from base 227 to 742 and encodes 171 amino acids. The transcript is spliced from 5 exons. Lineage: Eukaryota; Metazoa; Arthropoda; Insecta; Hymenoptera; Vespidae. Gene Ontology annotation, cellular component: nucleus. Gene Ontology annotation, biological process: negative regulation of DNA replication; negative regulation of cell cycle. The record is from RefSeq and is a predicted model, not a curated record.
GAUAAAUCUUAAAUGAAUAAUUUAUUGCAAGGAGGUUCAUAUGGUUAUUAAAGAUAAUUCGAUGUGUUUUGGAGAGUUUUAUAAUUUCCACUUUUAUAAAAUAUCUUAAUUUUUCAUCUAUUCAUAAUAUAACUAUACAUUUAAUAUUUAAAAUAUUUUAGUAAUAAGAUUGAUUAUAUACUCUACGUACAGACAGAUUUUGUUUUUACUUUCAAAUAUCAGUAUCAUGAAACCUACAGGGGAAACGAAAGUUUCUGGCGCCAAAAUUACUACUUCAGAGGCUAAGGUCAGAAAGUAUUUGCACGUUUUGCAGCCAGCAGCUACUGAUAAAGAGAACCUUGUAGGUCCUGGAAGACCGUUCAAAGAUGCAAUAGAAAAGGGUAUUAAAAACACAUUGGAAAAACCAAAAAAAGAAAGCACAUGUAAAAAAAUCGAUUACAAACAUAAGGCAGUUCAAACAGACAAUGGAGAAAAGAUUAAAAUUGAAGUAGAAGAUUUGACCUCUGAAGCUGGUCCAAGUGAGAAUUAUUGGGAAGUAUUAGCAGAAAGACGACGAAUAGCUCUUGAUGAUGCAUUAGAAGAAAAUAAAGAACUACAUGAACGUAUAUCAAAAUUGCAAGAAGAAAAUCGUUUAUGUAAAGAAAUGUUAGAUGAAACACGGGCUUUAGUUGAAGUAUUACAAGAAAUGAUUGAGGAUGACAAAAAUGAUAUACACAAUUCUUUGGAAGAUAGUGCUCUUUAAUUUUAUAUUAGAUAUUUAAAAGUAUUAAAAAUGUCAAUUGUGAUGUAUAUUAUCUCCAUAUUGGAGGAAAGCUUAAACAGAGAUUUAAGACUAAACAACAAAUUUUUAUGUAUUUUAUAUUUAGGAGUUUCGAUUUUUUCAUUGUACGUCAGCCAAUAAUCGAACAUUAGAAAAAUACGUAAAGAAAAAUAUGUAAAUAUAAAUAUUAUGUGAAACGUUAA